GGGCGCCCGACCCAAGGUCAGCGGGCGUGGGGGCGGGAUGGCGCCGUCCCGGCUCUGCCACCGGCGCGCACCGAGAAGGGCGUGCGGCCUGGCGGGGACCACGCCCUGCCCUGAACCGGCCGGGGAUAAAUCCGCGCUGGAGGGGGUGCAGGGGACGCCGUGGGGGGUCGAGGCACCCCACUCGGGCCUCCCACUGCACUCGAGGGGCUCGCAGGGCUUCCUCCCUCUCCCCUCCAUCCCUUGCACAGAUGGGCGCCCUGGAGACAGUGACAGCCAUCACCGAAUCCUGUGUGCGCCGCCCCGCCCCCUGCCAGCCGGAUUAGGGGGUUGUCCGCUGGGUAAAAGGAUUUCUGGGCUGGCCUCCCCUGCUCUUCCCACCUGGGCCCUCAUCCCUGCCCAGGCCGGCCCUUCUACACGAAUCAACAUCUAGGGGGUCUCCAUGUGAACAGCAGUACCCCACGUCCUGAGGAGGAGGCCAAGAACCUCCACUUGAAAGGCCUUGCCGCUGGAGACUGGGUGGAGGAGCCCUGGGCCAGCCCUUUUGCUCAAAGAAAUGGAUCCCAGGGGCCCAGAGAAUGCCUCCAGCUUCUUGGGGUUCACACACAUCCUAAGACACCUGGGGACCGCCUCUGCCUGGGCAAAGCUGUUCCAUUAAAACUUGCUGUGCCUACCUCACCUCUAGUGACUUUAAGUAAUCAUGUGAGUUACAAUUUAGAGCAAGAUUUAAACGAAUACCAAGGCCCCUUGGUACCGUUCCACAUGACUCACUCUCGCCAAAGGGGAGAACUGGUGAACAGGCAGGUGUUCAGAGCAGGGACCACUUGAGGUAUGGCCAGGAGCUGGGUGACAGCACACCCUCAGCCUCACCAUCCCUGGCUCUGGACUGGCUAGUUUCUCAGCCAAGGUCCCCACCUUUAAAACUGUACCCGGAACUGUGUACUGUACCUGGUACUAAACCCAGGCCUUCCCGUCUUUCUAGGAUCAGAGUUGCAUGUGUGUAAACCUCCAAAACACUACUCACUCCUUCACAGUCCAGGAGGUCACUGCUCCUAGAGCCCACUUGGGGAACUACACUAAAAACUCGGUGGCCCAGGCCCCUUUGACACCACAGCUGUCCCAGGGCCCCACCUACCCCCAAAGACAGAAACACUUUUCUGCGAGCCAGCAUGGAGAACACAGGCCCAUAGCUUCUAAACUGACUCUCUUAGUGUCUGUCUCAUCCUCCAAUUCUCUAACAAGCUCCCUGAGAAAAUCCCCAAUUCUAGCUAAGCUGUCCCACCUACUCCCACCCCCAGGAGGCAGAACAGGGGCUGGACAAAGCUGGGAUUUGAUUUUCCUGUGGCUGGUGGCUCCACUCAGACUAGUUUUGCCCAAGUCACAACAGGUGAAUCCCAAGGUUGGGAACAGAGCAUGACUUCUAGGGAUAAAACAACUAGCAUUAACACUGGGUCAAGGUCAAGCAAGGACAGGGACACGGGCAGCUUGGGGCCUGAGGCCUUGCCCUGGGGGCACAAAAAGGACCUCUGCUCUGGGCUCUGUGCCUGAUGAGGUCUCAUGCCCGUCCCCACUGGGUCCAUGUGGAGACCAUGUGGACAAGGAGAUGUGUCUGCCAGAGCCUGCUCUUUCGCUUCCAGCCCAUUUGGGUAACUGGGCCCUGGAUUUCACUGCCCAUGUGUCCCCAAGCCUAUACCUCACACCACCCUCUUGCACCCUAGAUCCAAGGAGUGAUCAGUUGCUAGGGCGUGGAGGGCAACGUGACCUCAACAUCCACAUGCAUGAUCAGGAAGCCACUCACAGUGCCAGGAACACGGAAAUGUGAAGAGAAGGGGGCUGGGUGGAGUUGGCUCUCCCCAGCGGCCAGUGUAGCAAGACUGAGGACGUCAGAAUUUCUAAGUUGGAAUCUGAUGCCCCAGAUCUUUAUCACUGUUUUUGUAAAGGAGAGCAAUGAAUGUUUUAUUUAUCAGUUUCUUGAACUGAUGUACAGCUUUUCAAAAAUUAGACACAGGGUGUGGGCCUUCAUCCAUGCUCUUUGCUGGCUCUCAAAUGUAAGGGCAGGCCUGCCAACCUGUGUUUCCAGAGGUGCAUCCCAUCGCGGGCCACACUGUAGGGAGGCUGGUGAGGAGACUGCAGCUUCUGGUCCACGGCCAGUCCCGCGGGAGAUGGCCCCAGGGGCGCCCACACUACUGCUGCUGUCACUGCUGUUGGUGCCCAGUCUCCCACUCCACGCUGCCGGAUGCCCCACCACCUGCCGCUGCUACAGCACCACAGUGGAGUGUGGCGCUCUGCGGCUGCGCGUCAUCCCACCUGGAAUCCCACCCGGGACGCAGACGCUGUUCCUGCAGGACAACAGCAUCGUGAACCUGGAGCCAGGCAUCCUGGCGCCCCUCACUGCCCUGCGCCAUCUCUACCUGCACAACAACAGCCUGCGUGCCCUGGAGCCAGGCACCUUCCGCGCGCAGCCACGCCUGCUGGAGCUGGCACUCACAGGCAACCGGCUACAUGGUUUGCGCAUCGGUGCUUUCACUGGCCUGGCCCAGCUGCGUGUACUCUACCUGGCUGGUAACCAGCUGGUGCAGUUGCUGGAUUUCACCUUCCUGCACCUGCCGCGACUGCAGGAGCUGCACCUGCAAGAAAACAGCAUUGAGCUGCUGGAGGACCAGGCCUUGGCCGGGCUCUCCUCGCUGGCACUGCUAGACCUCAGCAGGAACCAGCUGGGCACCAUCAGCCGUGAGGCCCUGCAGCCCCUGGCCAGCCUGCAGGUCCUGCGCCUCACAGGGAACCCAUGGCGCUGUGACUGUGCCCUGCACUGGCUGGGAGCCUGGAUCAAGGAGGACGGCCAGCGGCUGCUCAGCUCCAGGGACAAGAAGAUCACGUGUGCGGAGCCCCCGCGCCUGGCUCUUCAGAGUCUUCUGGACGUCUCUGGCAGUAGCCUCAUCUGCAUCCCGCCUUCUGUGCACGUGGAGCCGCUGGAGGUGACGGCCAACCUGGGGGAGGACCUGCGGGUGGCCUGCCAGGCUUCCGGCUACCCGCAGCCCCUGGUGACCUGGAGAAAGCUGGCCCAGCCUCGCGAGGGGCAGCCGCGCGCGCAGGCCCAGCCGGAGGGCGGCGCGCCGGGCCCGGGCGCGCCCGCGGCCCCCGACACGGGCAGCGGCAUGCUCUUCCUCGCCAACAUCACCCUGGCCCACGCCGGCAAGUACGAGUGCGAGGCCUCCAACGCCGGCGGCGCCGCCCGCGUGCCCUUCGAGCUGCUGGUCAACCUGUCCCGGCCGCCGCCGCCGGCCGCCGGCCGCGAGCCCCUGCACGAGGCGGGCAGCCUGGCCUUCCGCGCGCUGGGCCUGGCCACGCAGGCGGCGGUGGCGGCGGCCAUCGCGCUGCUGGCGCUCACGGCGCUGCUGCUGGCCGCCCUCAUCUGCCGCGGGCGGCGCGGGCCACGGGCGCCGGGGCCGCCGGGCGAGGGCGCGCUGUUCGUCAACGACUACUCGGACGGGCCCUGCACCUUCGCGCAGCUCGAGGAGCUCCGCGGCGAGCGCGGCCACGAGAUGUUCGUCAUCGACCGCUCCAAGCUGCUCCUCGCCGACCGCCCGGCCGCCCACGGGACGCGCUGCUGAGGGGCGCGCGCUAAUGACGCGGCUCGCUCGCGCAUGCGCCGGCGCCGUCAGUAAAGGAUGGAAGCUGC
Equus caballus (horse) is the source of this 3676-nucleotide messenger RNA. It is a transcript of the gene LRRC24, whose product is annotated as leucine rich repeat containing 24. Gene Ontology annotation, molecular function: protein binding. Lineage: Eukaryota; Metazoa; Chordata; Mammalia; Perissodactyla; Equidae. The record is from RefSeq and is a predicted model, not a curated record.